This is a messenger RNA of Penicillium taxi, 7020 nucleotides long. RefSeq names its product putative sensor histidine kinase/response regulator. The coding region runs from base 1 to 7020 and encodes 2339 amino acids. Gene Ontology annotation, molecular function: ATP binding; protein binding; histidine phosphotransfer kinase activity. Gene Ontology annotation, biological process: protein autophosphorylation; phosphorelay signal transduction system. The transcript has a single exon. The record is from RefSeq and is a predicted model, not a curated record. Lineage: Eukaryota; Fungi; Ascomycota; Eurotiomycetes; Eurotiales; Aspergillaceae.
AUGGAGGAGAGUAUUCUUCUCGGCGAUGACUUGCCCCUUCCACCGGCUCGUCUUUAUGAACGAUUAGGCCAGUUGCCUGGCUAUACUUGGGAUCAGUCAACCGAGCCAUUUCACUCUACUUAUAAUCACUGGCAUAUUCAUGGGUAUCGACAUGGAAUCGAAUUAGAUCUGUCAACACCUGUCGCAGCCUCAUACGGCCAUCACUCGUCCGGUCCGUCAAGCAUCACCCGAACUUCGCCCCGCGCAGAACUACGUCCGGCAACUCGUACACAGAACCGAAGACCUAGUGAUACAAGUAGCGAACUUUCAUUCUCUAGACCCGACCAGGAACAGGAACAGGUUUGGGUCCCAGUUGUUGCCCGAGUCUCAACUCAUGUUGUUAGACUGGAACGUGAAUUUCAUAUGCUUCGGUCGAUCGUGCAAUCCUCAGAUCCAGACUGCAAUUACACUGUGCGACCGAUUGAUUUAGUGCGACUUCCUCCCGAUCCCGGAGAUGUGGGAACCCUCUUAGUGGCCAUCUUCGAAUCACCUGGCCAUGAUAAGCUGCGAGAUUUAGUUACAUUUGGCCCGGCGUCAUUCGUGGCUGGAGCCAAGGGCGAUAACAACAUGACUCCAAACGAGCAGGUUGCACUAUCAGAGUUUUUGGACUUUGCAAUUGGCGCCUGUGACUGUCUAGAAAUCAUGCAUUAUGGUAUGAAAACAGUGCACGGAGAGAUUCGUGGAGACGCAUUUCACUUCUCCGAAAAUGGGACAGUCAAACUCUCCAAUAUUGGUAAUGGCGCGAGGUCUUUUGACAAUGUCUUGAGCGAAGGCUGGUCUUCAGUUUCCCGAGAACUCGGCGCUAAGUAUAAGCUGCAAUUUAUUGCACCCGAGCAGACUGGAAGAAUGCCGACCGAACCAGAUAGUCGCACAGAUAUCUAUGCUCUGGGACUUUUCUUCUGGUCUAUGUUGGUUGGAAGGUUGCCCUUUGCGGGAGCUGAUCCCGUUGAAGUUGUUCAGAAUGUUCUCAGCAAGAAACUACCACCUAUCACGUCAAAAAGAUUGGAUGUCCCGGAUGCCCUCUCUGCCGUGGUUCAUAAAAUGACGCAAAAGGUCGUCCAUGACCGUUACCACACAAUUUCUUCCGUUAAGAGAGACUUGACACAAAUAGCCCAACUGCUGGGUGACGGUGACAUUGAAUCCCUUAACAAUUUCCAAGUUGCGAAACGAGAUGUGUCUUCAUUUUUCACCCUCCCCUCUCAAAUGUUUGGCCGGCAAGAUGAGUAUGAUGUAAUCAUGAACGUGGUUGAAAAAGUGAAGAAACGACAUACGGCAGUCUCUGCACGAUCUUUAUCUCAUAGCCCCAGCACAGCGCAUGCUCUAGCUUCUUCAUCAUCCAUCUCGGAUGGACGUGUGGACAGUUUUGAGCUUGCUUCUGCUUCCAGUGACUCAGGAUCCUUCCAACUCCCACCCAGGACAAAUUCAAAUGCCGCCAACUAUCACCUCUCACACGUCAGCACUCAAGAUUCAAUAGCGAGUAGCGACACUUCAAGAAGUCAGGGAAUGCCGACCCCAACGUCGGUACCGAUCGCUAGCAGAGUAAAAAGCCCUUCAAAUUCUCGAGGAUCCACAAAUAUCGACCCUUCCAACCCUAGUCAACCGUCAUCAUAUCCUUUUGUCCAGUCAGAAACGUUGAGCUCUCUUGGUAAACACAAGACCGGAGCAAAGUCUCGCCGUAACGGUCGUUGCGAGGUAAUUACGAUCAGCGGUGCUGCUGGUAUAGGAAAGACAGAUCUUCUAAACCGAGUACAACCUGUCAUUCGGAAAGCUGGAUAUAUAGCAAUUACGCGCCUUGAUCGCGCCAAGCGGGUUCCAUUUGAGCCUUUUGCGAAGAUUGUAGCUAGUCUCCUACGCCAAAUAUUUUCCGAACGUGAUGUCAACACGGACUAUCACAACAGUAUUCGAGUCGCGCUGCGAUCAAUGUGGCCCACGCUGCACAAGGUGCUGGACCUCCCUGAACAAUUGAUGGCGCCGGGUGCAAAAUACAAACCGUCCUCACCUAGGCCUUCAGUUGCUCAGCACAUACUGAAGCAAGACGUUCCUGAUUUUGAUCGUGGUAAGCGCCUUCGCAUUCCCUGGAUGGACAAAGGUCAGUCGUCUGCCGAUUUCUUCCUUUCAAACGCAGCCUCAAAUAACAUGCGCUUGAUGGAUAUUUUCGUUGAGAUUUUGAGAACUUUAUGCCAGCUCAAGUUGAUUACUGUGUGCUUGGACGACCUUGAAUUCGCAGAUGAUGAGACUUUAGAGCUGGUUUUAAACAUCAUCCGAGCGAAAUUGCCAUGCGUGCUCAUACUCACAAGUCGCAAGGAAGAGAUCCCCUCUGAGAACAUAAAGACACUGUUUGAAUUGAAUCAUUCCAACAUUACUCGCAUCGAGCUUGCACCACUGAAUGAAGAUGAUAUCGUGAAAUUUGUGGCUGCGGCAAUGCAUCAGGAGCAAAAUACUACAUUGACUCCACUCGCUGCUGUCAUCCAGGAAAAGAGUCAUGGUAAUCCCUUCUAUGUGCGGGUGAUGCUAGAAACCUGUUACCGCAAGAACUGUAUCUGGUAUUCAUGGAAGGAUUCAAAGUGGCUGUUCGAUCUCGAUCGGAUUUUUACUGAGUUUGUGGCUCCUGUAUAUGGUGAGGGCUUGGGUCUUGGCUUCCUUACCAAGCGUCUACAGGAAAUACCAGCGGCUGCGCGAUCAAUCCUUGUUUGGGGCGCUCUUCUAGGAAGCCCAUUCUCGUUCUCCUUGGUUCAAAAGCUUUUGACAAGUGAAUUCCUCUUUUCAAUGGAUGACGAUGACAUGGACUUCGAUCUCAAGUCCCCGAAAAAUGUCACAUUGAUCAGGCUAUCAGACGAAGAGAUUGUUGUUGGGUUACAGCAUUUGGUUCAGGCAAACCUCUUGGUUCCUGGGAAGACUGAUGAUGAAUUCAAGUUUGGAAAUGAUCGGCUCGCGUCAGCUGCCAUGUGUUUGAGCGAGAGCCAAAAUAUAGAGAAGAUGCAUUACGUUCUUUCACAGGUCCUGAUGAAAUACUAUCAUGACCACCGAAGUCGCUAUUCGAUGGCCCAACAUGUUGCCCUCGCUUCUCGCACAAUUAAGACCCAUGUUCUUCGAAGAGUCGAUUACCGAAGAAUCUUAUGGGAUGCGGGACAGACUGCUGCUCAGUCCGGUGCCCGGCCUACAGCUCUGUGGUACUUCCGCCACUGCAUUGCACUGCUCCAAGACAACCCUUGGGAUGACUACCAAGAGGAUGUCUAUCACGAUGAAACCAUGCGCAUUUUCAUUGCCUCCGCCGAAAUGUCUUGGUCGCAAGGUCAAAAUGAUGAUGCUCUUGAGUUGAUCGAGGCUGUUUUCACUCAUGGCAAAGAUGCGGUCUCCAAAUCAAAGGCCUGGAUCAUCAAAGCUAAAAUAUUUGCCCAAAUGGGUGACCAUCAUCGAUCAAUGGAGGCGCUACUCACUUGUCUUGACGAGCUUGGUGUUCAUCUUCGUGUUCCUACUUCUUUUGAACAAUGCGAUACCGCGUAUCUCAAGUUGAAAGUAUAUCUCGAGUCGACGGACUUGGAAGCUAUUGCUCAUCAGCCUAUCAGCAAGGAUCCCAAUCUAAUCACCAUCGGUGCUGUUAUGGCCGAGGCGAUGUCUGUCACUUAUUGGGACGAUGCACUGACAUUUUAUCGAAUGGCAAUUGAGAUGAUGCACAUUCAUAUCUUCAGGGGCGGGUUCACCCAAAUCUCAAUAGGCUGCUCCCACCUUGCCAUGAUAUCAUUGAGUCGCUUCAAGGACCUUGAAUAUGGCGCAAAGCUGAGCGACUUCUCUCUCGCCCUACUAGAGCGCUGCUCGGAGCUGUGGACUCAGAGUAGAGGGUCCAUUGUUCACAGCCUUUACGUUAGCCACCUCCGCCUUCCUAUUGCUACGACGUUACCUACCCUAGAUGCCUCACUUGAGCUUUCUUUCAUCAUGGGUGACCCCUAUAUUACGCUGAUCGGCAUCUCAUCUAUGGCCAUGACUAGGCUUUACCUGGGUCACGACUUGGCUCAGAUAGAAUCAUUUUGUGCGGAAACUCCUGAUGAUAUCCCAAACUGGCUACAUGAUACUCGUGGGGGUGCCAGCCUACUGGCAGUGCGGCAGGUUGCACGAGCUCUCCAAGGCAAAACAGAAAUUCGAUCAGCCGAAAAUGUCAUGUCUGAUGAAGAACACAGGACAAGCUCCUAUCUGGCCUACUUGGACGCCAAUGCCAGUAAUGUCGACAGGCCUCGCGAUAUUUACUACGGCCUCGCCAUGAUUCCUUUGACACUGUUUGGCCACCAUUGCAAAGCGAUUGAGGUUGGCACAUAUAUACUUGAGACGGCGCCCAGGCUCUGGUCUGUUCGUGUGAAGUACGUCAUCUACUUCUACUUAUCAAUCUCUAUCCUCACUCUGCACAGUGACUAUCCUGAUCGAGGUCACUUGGAGGGGAAAAUGAAGAUGAUUCUCCAGUAUAAGUCCGAAAUCGAUUUUGCUCGAAGGUGCUCUGAUGCAAACUACGGCAUGUGGUCCUUGCUACUCGAAGCCCUUAUCGCUGAAGCUCGAAAUGACCAUGGCACCGCAACGCAGGCAUUUGAGGCUGCUCUUGACCAUUGUCAGCUUCAUGGAUGGCCUCUAGAAGAGGCGCUGGCGCUCGAGUUGCAAGCCGAGUUUCUGAUCAGACGUGGGGCGAAACGGGCAGCACGUUCUAUGAUGCAGGACGCCAUUACUGCAUGGAGUUCCAUUAGCGCAUCUGGAAAAGCGGCAAUGCUUCAAGAGAAACACGAAUGGUUAAUCAAAACAGCGAUAUCAUCCAAAAUGGUCGACACUGGAUGCCAAACUACUGACUCACUGCUUGAGAUCAGUCAUGAUGUUGCCGCGCAAGAGGAAAUUGCUCUUCCUUCACAACUCGAGGACGAGAGAAGACAGCGAUGGAUCGAACAGAAUGGCGUCACAGCAGGCGAAAGGUCCAUGGAUAUUUCAGGUGUUGGUCUAGAUAUCAUUGACCUAUCUAGUAUUCUUGAGUCUAGUCAGGUCAUGUCCUCUGAGCUUCAAAUUGACAACCUCUUCACGAAGAUGCUCGAAAUCAUCCUAGAGUCAUGCAAUGGUUCUGACUUUGCAGUCAUCGCCACUCACUUUGACGAGCAAGGGUUUGCAAUUGCAGCGGCGGCGGAUGCUGAUAAGGGCCAGAUGUCGUAUGCGGAAGGUCUUCCAUUCGCGGAGUUUGACAGCCGAAUGGCCCAAGAGAUUUCACACUAUGUCAUGCGUACAAAGGAAGAGGUCCUCGUUCAUAACGUGCUUGAAGAUGAGCGGUUCUCCAACGUGAGCGAGGCCUACCAGGAAAGUUUUCCGCUGGGCCGGUCUGUCAUCGCGCUGCCCAUCGUCCAGGCCAAUAAUCUUCUUGGAGUCAUCCACUUGGAAGGAAAGCCGAACUGGUUCACGCAGCGCAAUGUUGUAGUACUGCACUUGCUUUGCAACCAGGUCGGAAUUUCUCUCUCGAAUGCCUUGCUGUUCCGUGAGAUCCGCAAGGUCAGCGCCAAGAAUGCUUCAAUGAUCGAAACGCAGAAGCGAGCUUUGGCACAAGCACGAGAAUCAGAGCAAAAGGCGAAGGUGGCAGAGGCGGAGGCCAAACACAACGUGAAACUCAAAGAAGAUGCUGCACGUGCCAAAUCCAUCUUCCUUGCAAACAUUUCUCAUGACCUUCGCACACCAAUGAACGGAGUGAUUGGUCUCUCGGAGCUAUUGAAAGGCACCAGGCUGGACAAGGAGCAAGAUGAAUAUGUCGAGUCCAUCCGUGUCUGUGCUGACACACUGCUCACACUUAUCAAUGACAUUCUUGAUUUCUCCAAGCUGGAGGCUGGCAAAAUGAAAAUGUCUAUAGUGCCGCUUAAUCUGAAAGAGACAAUAUCAGAGGUCACCCGCGCUCUCCGAUACACCCACCGAGAGAGAGGUUUGGACACAAUUGAGGAUCUGGAACGUGUCCCUCCAGAGCUAGUCGUUCUUGGCGAUCCUGUUCGUUUGCACCAGAUUUUCAUGAACCUCCUCAGCAACAGCUACAAAUUCACACCUAAGGGGUCUGUCACAGUUAGGGCAAAGGUUGGACGCGAGGGUAAAGGGCGUGUUCGCCUGGAAUGCUCUGUAUCCGAUACUGGCAUUGGUAUUCCCGAAGAACAGAAAGCACGACUUUUCCGGCCUUUUUCCCAGGCUGAUCCAUCAACAGAAAGAUCAUAUGGCGGUAGUGGAUUGGGUCUUAGUAUCUGCAAGGCAAUCAUUGAAGAUGUCCUUGGCGGUGCUAUCUGGCUUGAGUCGACUGCCGGAGUUGGUACCACGGUGACAUUCCACCUGGUCUUCAACAAAGCGCCCAAAAAGACAGCUGUCAAGACCCCGUGGUCUCAGGACCUAAAGCACGCAGAGAGCAAGGCAGCUCCUCGAGCUACAGCUCGUGAUCUGACCCAGAUUCCCCGUGAUCAGAUCCGAGUGUGUAUAGCCGAAGACAAUCCAAUCAACCAGAAGAUCGCGGUCAAAUUUGUGACUGGUCUUGGUCUCCAGUGUGAGGCCUACAGCGAUGGACAAUUAGCGGUAGAUGCGUUGCGAGCAAAAUCUAAAGAGGGCAACCCAUUCCAUGUUGUCCUGAUGGACGUCAUGAUGCCCACACUCGACGGAUACAACGCAACGCGCGAGAUCCGUCGAGAUACAGAUCCAAAUGUCAACGAGGUACUGGUAAUCGCUAUGACUGCCAGUGCUAUUGAAGGCGAUCGGGAGAAAUGCCUCGAAGCCGGCAUGAACAACUAUCUCCCUAAGCCGGUACGAUCGCCAAUUUUGAGUGAGUUGCUGGACAAUUACCUCGCACCGGUACCAUCCCACCCACGAACGCGCAUGGCGAUCAGAGAGAAAGCAUCUAGAGGAAAUACUGCCCGCGAUACAGGUACGCCAACCAGCCUUUCUUCAAUAGGGUCAGACGAAGCAAAAUUUCCUCCAACCCCAAAGUCCGAGACAAAAUGA